Annulohypoxylon truncatum is the source of this 702-nucleotide messenger RNA. RefSeq lists its product as uncharacterized. Bases 1 to 702 code for a protein of 233 amino acids. The transcript has 2 exons. The record is from RefSeq and is a predicted model, not a curated record. NCBI's taxonomy places the organism in Eukaryota, Fungi, Ascomycota, Sordariomycetes, Xylariales, Hypoxylaceae.
AUGUCAUCACCGUCGUCUAUCCCACCGCCAACCGGCACCUCCAAAACGCACUUCCCGUCCGACUCCUCGCUUCCCGGCGAGCGUUUCGAAGUGCGGCAGACGCAUCCCACGGGGGACUACACGCCGAUCCCGUCGAAAUCGUUCCCGCUGUCGGCGGCGCGGCAGGCGCUCGUCGAGGACAUCAUCGCGCUGUACGAGAUGAAGCCGACGGUGUCGCGCGUGCGGCGGUACGCGCCGGAUUGCGUGUACAACGACCAGUUCGUGUACGCGGACGACCGGUACAAGAUGGCGGGGCAGUGGUUCGCGCUGCCGAAGCUGUUUCGGAGCGCCGAGAGUCGCGGGUACCAGGUCGUGACGAACGAUCGGGAUUUGAUUCAGUUUAGACACGAAGAGGCUUGGACGUUUAAGAUCAUACCGAAGACGGCGGUCAUCAAUGCUCUUGUUAGCUUGUCAUUGGAUCCGGCCACCAUUGAUAGCGACUUCAUUCGCGUCAAGUACCACAAAGACCAGGCGAAUGACAAAGAUUACUCGAAUGAGGGACUGGGAGCGACAUUUAAGAAGUGGCAGGCUGAUAAUGUUGUCAAGUAUAUGGAUAGUCCGGAAGUAAAGGAGUUUGAAGCUGAUAAGGGAUCUGGUAAGGAACCGCGCCCGACGUAUGGUAGCGGUGGUAAGGAAGGGGAUGCUCCUGUUAAAGAUCUGUGA